GGCCGGGCCGGGCCGGGCUGUGGAGGGGCCGGGCCGUGCUUCCCUCUCGCCGCGGCUGCCAGCGCCGCCGGCACCAUGCGCUGCUGCUGCCGCCUCCUCUUCCUCGCCCUCCUCCUCCUCCCGGCAGGACUGGGCGAUGACUCCCCGGAAUCACCCCUGGUCCCCAUCCGCCCCCCCUUCCUCUGGGGGGGUGUCCCGGUGAAACCAGACUCCAGGGAUGCAGAUGUCCCCACGCCAGCUCCGGGCCAGCCCUCGCUGUCCUUGUCCACGGAACCCUCCGGAGAUGGAACAUCCUCCAGGCCCCCGGAGGGGGACGACCACAAUGCCACCGUCCCCGUGGCAGCGCCGUCCCCUGCUCCUGUCUCUGUCACCGCAAGCUCCGUGGCCGCCGCUGACGGUCCUUCUGCGGCCUCCGGCCCCGGCUCGGUGCCACCCACCUGGGGGACAGCGCCGGCUCUCCGGACGCCAAGCACCGCCAGCCUGGCGAGAAGCACGAUGGAUCUGGGGGCAGCUGCCAGCCCCGCAGACGCCGCUGCGCCGUCACCCCCCUCUUCCCUUCCCACCAGCGGCCCCUUCUCACCUCCCGGCGUGGCCUCGACCCCGACGCCCGUCCUCGCGAGCCCCGGCGCUACCCGGCCACCGCCGCUGACCAAGGACGUCCCUUCCCUGGGGACGCUGGCCGUGGCAUCCAGCCUGGCCAUGGAGCCAACGUCCCCCCCAGUGACUGUGACGAGCCCCACGGGAGGCGAGGCCGCAGCCUCUGAGAAGACCACCGGGGUCACCAUGGAGGAGGUCCCGCGCGCCCUGAGCGCAGGGAGCAUCGUGGCCAUAACCGUGACGGUCAUCGUGGUGGUGGUGCUGGUGUUCGCGGCAGCCGCGUACCUCAAGAUCAGGCACUCCUCCUACGGAAGGCUUUUGGACGACCACGACUACGGCUCCUGGGGCAACUACAACAACCCUCUCUAUGAUGAUUCCUAGCAGGGAUGAAGACAAAACCCCAUAAACCCUUAAUUUAUAAGCGCUUCUGCAGCAGAGCAUCCGCUGUCGAGGAGAUGCCGGGCACGGAGCCCCUGCCUCAGGCAGGAUUACCACGGGUCUGGUGGAUGACAGGAACUGGAGGGCGGGUGUGCAGUGCUGACAAUAAACCUGAAUUUUGGCCUUUGAGCGGGAAACCAGGUCCUGGGGCAGGUCAGCCACUUGUUGUAGAUGAGGAAACCCCAAUUCCCCAGGGAGAAGGGCUGGGGAGGUCAAGGGAGAGGACGGAGGUUCAGCCAGUGCUGUGGCAUCCUUUGAAAUGCUGCUGCUCUGUGAUUUGGGGAGGAGUGGGGGGCUGCUGAGCCGGAGCCAGCAGCGUGCCGGGGUCUCCUGUGCUUUCACAUGUCCCUUUCCCUAAAGUCACUUCCCUGUGUUGCCCUGCUAUGAAACCCUUUCCCUUGUCUCUCCAGGAACCGUGAACAGUUACGGGGCUGCUCCCUUUCUUUUCCUGCAGGUGCUUCCAUGCAGAGGUCCCUGAUUUAGUUUUUUCCAUUUAAUUGUGGGGGUUUUGGUCCCAAAAGCAGCCCAGGAGCCCAUGGGAAGAUGCACUGGCCACCCAUUUCACACAUGUGGCUGCUUGCUCCACGGCUUUGUUUCCAUUCCUUAAAAUACUUGGCUGCUAAAAUACAGCGGAGUGUUCUUUUAAUCCCCAA
Molecule: messenger RNA, 1688 nt
Organism: Hirundo rustica (Barn swallow)
Lineage: Eukaryota; Metazoa; Chordata; Aves; Passeriformes; Hirundinidae
Gene: PARM1
Product: prostate androgen-regulated mucin-like protein 1
Exons: 4
Coding region: 76-978 (300 amino acids)
Cellular component (GO): early endosome; Golgi apparatus; plasma membrane
Source: RefSeq, a predicted model, not a curated record